GUGCUACUGGGCGGGUUAACAUCCAUUACGCCACCAUUUUUAAAAUAUUGAUUAUAUAUUCAGGUGUUCUAAUCUCAGUUCUUAAACCCUGUCACCUUGGCAGUAAGACAUUUAGAAAUUUAUUUCAUAGAUAUAUGUAGAUAGAGUAUUGCUUAUUCGUUCUUCUGACUCCCUAUCCACUACCUCAUUGACCUGGCCACGGUUUCAUUUGGUGAAUUUUCGGUUUCUUAAUUGUAUCUGGCCAACUAGUUUAUGCAUAGAUUAGCAUUUUGAGUUUGUUUUGUUUCGCCGCUUUGGCCCAAAAACCGUGGCAAGGUUUUUGAACUUGAAAAGUGUCCAAAUCGAGAUGCUGCGACAUACAUAUUAAUGCACAGAGACGACACUUUCACUCUCCACCAGACACUCUAUAGACACACAGAUUAUCUAAUCCGCUAUUUGAAUUUAAACCGAUUUAAAGCAGCAUAUAUAGCAGGAUAUAGCCGAUGUUGAUCACACUAUUAGGCACUCUGGCCGCUUUUCUCGCAUUCCUAUUGACAUUGAUCUUUGGCCGCGGCCAGAAAAGACUCAAGCCAGUGGAAGUUCAAUCUCCAGUGGCAGCCACAUCGACCCUCACCUCAGCAACAACAUCUAAAGGGAGCAACAACAACAGUCCCAACAAUCACAACUCCAGCGUGAUUGCAGCUACAGCAACAACAACAACAACUGCUACCAAUAAUCCUGCAGGAGCAACUACAGCUGCGGGGGAGAAGAGGACUUUUCCAAAGUCCUGCAUAAAGAAAGUCAAGUUCUCUAGCGAGAGUCUCAAGUCCGACGUAGAGGAGUUGUGCGAGCAGUUGAAGGAGAACGCUCUGAACGAUCGGAGCAACGACAAUAUCCGUAUCACCUGCCAUCAGAACAACAACAACAGCAUAAGCAACAAGAACAAAAACCAAACCAGCAUCGACAACAACAACACUGACAAGAUGAGCGAAACAAACGAAUCAAAUGAAACGCAAACCCAAUCCGCGGAGGGUGAGCGACCCAGCUUUUUGGUGGGCGAUGAGAUUGACGAGAAGGCCGCUGAGGCGGGUGAGGCCUGCGACGAGUUCCCCCAAAAGAUGCAAAGCGAUAUCCGGCAAAAUGGCGAUAUUUCGGAACGACGCAAGCGGCUAAGGCCAAGCAUGUCCCGCGGCACUGGCUUGGGCCAGGACCGGAAUCAGGAUCGAGACUUUCACAUCGGCACCACCGAGGAGUUUGUGAAACGAUUCGGCGGCACCCGCGUCAUCAACCGUGUCCUGAUCGCCAACAACGGCAUUGCGGCCGUCAAGUGCAUGCGUUCCAUCCGCCGCUGGUCCUACGAGAUGUUCAAGAACGAGCGAGCCGUCCGCUUCGUGGUGAUGGUCACUCCCGAGGAUCUGAAGGCCAAUGCGGAGUAUAUUAAGAUGGCUGAUCACUAUGUUCCCGUGCCCGGAGGAUCCAACAACAACAACUAUGCCAAUGUUGAGCUCAUUGUGGACAUUGCACUUCGCACUCAAGUACAGGCUGUGUGGGCCGGCUGGGGUCAUGCCUCUGAGAAUCCCAAGCUGCCGGAGCUGUUGCACAAGGAGGGUCUGGUCUUUCUCGGUCCGCCCGAACGCGCCAUGUGGGCGCUUGGCGAUAAAGUGGCCUCCUCGAUUGUGGCACAAACGGCCGACAUUCCGACCCUGCCCUGGUCCGGUUCCGAGCUGAAGGCCCAGUACAGCGGCAAGAAGAUCAAGAUUUCCAGCGAACUCUUUGCCCGCGGCUGUGUGACCAAUGUGGAGCAGGGUCUGGCCGCAGUCAACAAGAUUGGCUUCCCUGUGAUGAUCAAGGCCUCGGAAGGCGGCGGCGGCAAAGGCAUUCGUCGAGUGGACACGGCCGAGGAGUUCCCCGCCCUUUUCCGUCAGGUGCAGGCCGAGGUUCCCGGCUCACCCAUUUUCGUGAUGAAGCUGGCCAGGGGAGCCCGCCAUUUGGAGGUGCAGCUCCUGGCCGAUCAGUACGGCAACGCCAUCAGUCUGUUUGGUCGUGACUGCUCCAUUCAGCGUCGCCACCAGAAGAUCAUUGAAGAAGCCCCCGCCAUUGUGGCCCAGCCGGAGGUGUUCGAGGACAUGGAGAAGGCCGCCGUGCGUCUGGCCAAGAUGGUCGGCUAUGUGAGCGCUGGAACUGUGGAAUACCUGUACGAUCCCGAAGGACGCUACUUCUUCCUGGAGUUGAACCCCCGUCUGCAGGUGGAGCAUCCCUGUACAGAAAUGGUGGCUGAUGUGAAUCUCCCGGCUUGCCAGCUGCAGAUUGGAAUGGGCAUUCCCCUGUACCGGCUGAAAGAUAUUCGUCUGCUCUACGGAGAAUCGCCCUGGGGCGCUUCCGUCAUCGACUUUGAGAAUCCGCCAAACAAACCUCGUCCUUCUGGCCACGUUAUCGCCGCUCGAAUUACCUCGGAGAACCCCGACGAAGGCUUCAAGCCCAGUUCGGGUACCGUGCAGGAACUGAACUUCCGUUCCAGCAAAAAUGUGUGGGGCUACUUCAGUGUGGCCGCAAGCGGUGGCCUGCAUGAGUUCGCCGACUCCCAGUUCGGUCAUUGCUUCUCCUGGGGCGAGAACCGUCAGCAGGCGCGCGAGAAUCUGGUCAUCGCCCUGAAGGAGCUGUCCAUUCGCGGUGACUUCCGCACAACCGUGGAGUACCUGAUCACCUUGCUGGAGACUAACCGCUUCUUGGACAAUAGUAUCGACACCGCUUGGCUGGAUGCUCUGAUCGCGGAGAGAGUGCAGUCCGAGAAGCCGGACAUCCUGUUGGGCGUCAUGUGCGGCUCCCUGCACAUUGCCGAUCGGCACAUCACCGAGAGCUUUUCAAGCUUCCAAACCUCUCUGGAGAAGGGUCAGAUUCAGGCGGCCAACACGCUGACCAACGUCGUGGACGUGGAACUGAUCAACGACGGCAUCCGGUACAAGGUUCAGGCCGCCAAGAGCGGCGCCAACUCCUACUUCCUGCUGAUGAACGGAUCGUUCAAGGAGAUCGAAGUGCAUCGCCUCUCCGACGGUGGUCUUCUCAUUUCCUUCGAAGGCGCCAGCUACACCACCUACAUGAAGGAGGAGGUCGACCGCUACCGCAUCGUAAUCGGUAACCAGACUUGUGUCUUUGAGAAGGAGAACGAUCCCUCGCUGCUUCGCAGCCCCUCGGCCGGAAAACUGAUCAACUUGAUUGUCGAGGACGGUGCCCACGUGAGCAAGGGCCAGGCCUUCGCCGAAAUCGAGGUGAUGAAGAUGGUGAUGACCCUUACCUCUCAGGAGGCAGGUACGGUGACAUUCGUCCGAAGACCAGGAGCAGUGCUAGACGCUGGAUCUCUACUUGGUCACUUGGAACUGGAUGAUCCUUCGCUGGUAACCAAGGCGCAGCCCUGCAAGGGCCAGUUCCCUCAACCAGAGAACGCCCCGGUCCCGGAGAAGCUAAAUCGAGUCCACAACACAUACAAGAGCAUCUUGGAGAACACCCUGGCCGGUUACUGCCUUCCUGAACCGUUCAACGCCCAGCGCCUGCGCGACAUCAUUGAGAAGUUCAUGCAGAGCUUGAGGGAUCCCUCGCUGCCCCUGCUGGAGCUUCAGGAAGUGAUUGCUUCCAUAUCGGGACGCAUUCCCAUCUCUGUGGAGAAGAAGAUCCGCAAGCUGAUGACCCUCUACGAGCGCAACAUAACCAGUGUUCUGGCCCAAUUUCCCUCCCAGCAGAUCGCCAGCGUCAUCGACAGCCAUGCCGCCACUCUGCAGAAGCGUUCGGACAGGGACGUCUUCUUCCUGACCACUCAGAGCAUUGUGCAGCUGGUUCAGCGCUACCGCAAUGGAAUCCGUGGUCGCAUGAAGGCCGCCGUCCACGAGCUGCUCCGCCAGUACUACGACGUGGAGUCGCAGUUCCAGCACGGUCACUACGACAAGUGCGUGGGAUUGGUGCGCGAGCACAACAAGGACGACAUGCAGACGGUGGUCAACACCAUCUUCUCGCACUCGCAGGUGGCCAAGAAGAACCUGCUGGUCACCCUGCUCAUUGACCACCUCUGGGCCAACGAGCCGGGCCUGACCGACGAGCUGGCCAACACUCUGAGUGAGCUGACGUCCCUGAACCGAGCGGAACACUCCCGGGUAGCUCUGCGCUCCCGCCAGGUGCUCAUCGCCGCCCACCAGCCGGCCUAUGAACUGCGCCACAACCAGAUGGAGUCGAUCUUCUUGUCGGCCGUGGACAUGUACGGCCACGAUUUCCAUCCCGAGAAUCUGCAGCGUCUGAUCCUGUCGGAGACCUCGAUCUUUGACAUUCUGCACGACUUCUUCUACCACUCGAAUCGGGCAGUUUGCAAUGCCGCCCUGGAGGUUUACGUGAGGAGGGCUUACACCUCCUACGAGCUGACUUGCCUGCAGCACUUGGAGCUCUCCGGCGGCCUGCCGCUGGUACACUUCCAGUUCCUACUCCCCACUGCCCACCCCAACAGGCUCUUCUCGCGAAUGUCCUCCCCGGAAGGAUUGGAUCAAGCGGCGGCCGAGACUCUGGGCAGCUCCUUCGUGAGAACUGGAGCCAUAGCCGCCUUCGACUCCUUCGAGCACUUUGAGAUGUACUCGGACGAGAUCCUGGAUCUGCUGGAGGACUUCGUGUCGCCGGCCAUGGUCAACGCCAAAGUUCUGGAGGCUGUGGAGGCAGCAGAUUCCAUCUCGGACAGCCGACACAGCACUUCCAUCAAUGUUUCGCUCUCUGACCCAGUGACCAGAGCCAAUGCCGCCGAAGAGGCCAAGUCCACGGAACCAAUCCACAUUGUCAGCGUGGCCGUCAGAGAGACGGGCGAGCUUGAUGACCUGCAGAUGGCCCAAAUCUUCGGAAACUACUGCCAGGAGCACAACGAGGAGCUGUUCCAGCGACGUAUACGCCGGAUCACGUUUGCUGCUCUGAAGAAACGCCAGUUCCCCAAGUUCUUCACGUACCGCGCAAGGGACAAGUUCGAGGAGGAUCGCAUCUAUAGGCAUUUGGAACCCGCAUCCGCGUUCCACCUGGAGCUGAACCGCAUGAAAACUUACGACCUGGAGGCACUGCCGACGGCCAACCAGAAGAUGCACUUGUAUCUUGGCAAGGCUAAGGUAUCGAAGGGCCAGGAAGUCACCGAUUACCGCUUCUUCAUCCGCUCCAUUAUCCGUCACUCCGACCUGAUCACCAAGGAAGCCUCGUUCGAGUACCUCCAGAACGAGGGUGAACGCGUGCUCUUGGAAGCCAUGGACGAGCUGGAGGUGGCGUUCUCCCACCCGCAUGCCAAGCGCACCGACUGCAACCACAUCUUCCUCAACUUCGUACCCACCGUCAUUAUGGAUCCAGCCAAGAUCGAGGAGUCCGUCACCAAGAUGAUCAUGCGCUACGGACCGCGUCUCUGGAAGUUGCGCGUCCUGCAAGCGGAGCUUAAGAUGGUUAUUCGCCAGUCGCCGCAGUCCCCCACACAGGCUGUGCGACUCUGCAUCGCCAACGAUUCCGGAUACUUCCUGGACAUCUCCAUGUACACGGAGCAAACCGAACCGGAGACAGGAAUCAUCAAGUUCAAGGCCUAUGGCGAGAAGCAGGGAUCCUUGCACGGACAUCCCAUCUCCACGCCAUAUAUGACCAAGGACUUCCUGCAGCAGAAGCGUUUCCAGGCUCAAUCGAAUGGCACCACGUACGUCUAUGACGUUCCGGACAUGUUCCGCCAGAUGACUGAGCGACACUGGAAGGAAUUCUCCAAGGCCCGUCCCACGGUCGACAUCCGUAUUCCGGAUAAGAUUUUGAUCGAGUGCAAAGAGCUGGUCCUUGAGGGCGACAGCCUCGUGGAGAUGCAGCGACUGCCAGGAGAAAACAAUUGUGGUAUGGUGGCUUGGCGCAUAGUGCUAGCUACUCCGGAGUAUCCCAAUGGUCGCGAGAUCAUUGUGAUAGCCAACGACUUGACCUACUUGAUCGGUUCCUUUGGAAUCAAGGAAGAUGUGCUCUUCGCCAAGGCUUCCCAGUUGGCUCGCGAACGUAAAGUGCCUAGGAUCUACAUCUCCGUGAACAGCGGUGCCCGCAUUGGUCUUGCUGAGGAGGUGAAAGCCAUGUUCAAGAUCGCAUGGGAGGAUCCCGAGGAGCCGGACAAGGGCUUCAAGUACCUCUACCUAACCACCGAGGACUACGCCAAGGUGGCCAACCUGAACUCCGUGCGCGCCAUCCUGAUCGAGGACGAGGGCGAGCAGCGCUACAAGAUUACCGACAUCAUUGGCAAGGAUGAUGGCCUUGGCGUGGAGAAUCUGCGCUAUGCCGGUCUGAUUGCCGGCGAGACGUCCCAAGCCUACGAAGAGAUUGUUACCAUUGCCAUGGUCACGUGCCGUACCAUCGGUAUCGGGUCGUACGUGGUGCGUCUGGGACAGCGUGUGAUCCAGAUCGACAACUCGCAUAUUAUACUCACGGGCUACGCUGCUCUUAACAAGCUGCUCGGCCGCAAGGUGUACGCCUCCAACAAUCAGCUCGGUGGCACCCAGAUUAUGUUCAACAACGGUGUGACCCACAAGACCGAGGCCAUCGACCUGGACGGAGUGUACACCAUCCUCGACUGGCUCUCUUACAUUCCCGCCUACAUCGGCUGCGACCUGCCCAUCAUCCUGCCCAGCGAUCGUAUCGAUCGGCCCGUGGACUUCAUGCCCACCAAGUCGCCGUACGAUCCCCGCUGGAUGCUUGCCGGCCGUGUUAACCCGGUGAAUGCCAACGACUGGGAGAACGGAUUCUUCGAUCGGGACUCGUGGAGCGAAAUCAUGGCGCCGUGGGCCAAGACAGUGGUCACCGGUCGCGCCCGUCUGGGCGGAGUUCCCGUGGGUGUGAUUGCCGUGGAGACCCGCACUGUGGAGGUCGAAAUGCCCGCCGAUCCUGCUAAUCUGGACUCGGAAGCCAAGACACUGCAGCAGGCUGGUCAGGUGUGGUACCCGGAUUCCUCGUACAAGACGGCCCAGGCCAUCAAGGACUUUGGUCGUGAGGAACUGCCACUGAUUGUUUUCGCGAACUGGCGUGGCUUCUCCGGCGGCAUGAAGGACAUGUACGAGCAGAUUGUCAAGUUCGGUGCUUACAUCGUUGACGGUCUGCGGGAGUACAAGAAGCCCGUGCUCAUCUACCUGCCACCUAAUGCAGAGUUGCGUGGAGGAGCCUGGGCCGUGCUGGACUCGUUGAUCAACCCGCGCUACAUGGAGACCUACGCCGAUCCGGAGGCCCGAGGAGGUGUCUUGGAACCGGAGGGCAUUGUCGAGAUCAAGUACAAGGAGAAGGAUCUGGUCAAGACGAUACACCGCCUGGACGCCACCACGAUUGGGCUGAAGAAGGAGUUUGACGAGGCGGUAGCAUCGGGAGAUAAGGUCAAGGCUGCCCAGGUCGAUGAGAAGAUUAAGGCUCGCAUCGCGGUAUUGAUGCACGUCUACCACACGGUGGCCGUCCACUUUGCCGACCUGCACGACACUCCGGAGCGCAUGCUGGAGAAGGAGUGCAUCAGUGAGAUUGUGGCGUGGCGUGACUCGCGCCGUUGGCUAUACUGGCGCCUGCGCCGUGUCCUCUUGGAGGACGCUUACAUUAAGAAGAUAUUGCGGGCGCAGGACAACCUGUCCGUGGGCCAGGCGAAGCAGAUGCUGCGACGCUGGCUGGUCGAAGAGAAGGGAGCCUCUGAGUCGUAUCUGUGGGACAAGAACGAAGAGAUGGUGGCCUGGUACGAGGAGCAGAGCAAUGCCGAAUCCAUUGUUUCCCGCAACGUGAAUUCCGUGAGAAGGGAUGCCAUUAUUUCGACCAUUUCCAAAAUGCUCGAGGACUGUCCUGACGUAGCGCUGGACGCUGUGGUGGGUCUUUGCCAAGGUCUGACGCCCGUGAAUCGUGGCGUGGUCGUACGCACACUGGCGCAGAUGCAGCUGAACGAGGAGAGCUCAUCUGGCAACCAGGGAUGAUUCUACGCUAGGUUUUAGGUUCUUUAAGUCGUCACCCUUUCUGUUCACUAUCACACCUUCCCCCACUCCCGCCCCUUCCAUUUUGACACAUUUCUCAGACCGCCUGGCGCCUGUAAAAAUGCGCAAAAGUGCAGCAUAAUGUGCAUUUCGUUUAGUUGAAUUUGUUUAACGUAAUUAGUUUAAAUCUAGUUAUGUAUGUUGGCCGAUUGGAGUUUAAGGCAUGGGUAGGUUGUUGCCCACGUGGCCCCAAUAAUCUAGUUGUAUCGUGUACAUAUUUGAGUAUGUAUAUCCCCCCCCUUGAAUACAAACCAUUCCAUUAGUUGUCUAAGAACUAAAGUCCUUUGUACACAGAGCUUUUUGAAUUAUACGAGUUACUGAAAAUAUACACAUAUAUAUGGUAUCAUAAAAUA
Drosophila ananassae is the source of this 8344-nucleotide messenger RNA. RefSeq names its product acetyl-CoA carboxylase (gene ACC). Gene Ontology annotation, molecular function: metal ion binding; acetyl-CoA carboxylase activity; ATP binding. The transcript has 13 exons. Bases 483 to 7934 code for a protein of 2483 amino acids. Gene Ontology annotation, biological process: fatty acid biosynthetic process. NCBI's taxonomy places the organism in Eukaryota, Metazoa, Arthropoda, Insecta, Diptera, Drosophilidae. The record is from RefSeq and is a predicted model, not a curated record.